CCAAAGUCCAGUUUCUGAAGAAAGGACACAAGACCAGUUUGACAGCAUGUUUUAAUCAGUUUACUGUAAUAUACAAAUCACGGAGAAAAUGGCAGAAUAUAAAGAAAUAGAUUCUGUGGCUGUGAUCGAAUUGAAAAACCCUCCAGCAAAUGCCCUAAGUAAAGCUUUGGUAACUGGAUUGAACAAUGGGGUAAAGAGAGCUAUUGAUAAUCCAAGAAUCAAAUCAAUAGUUCUUAUAGGAAAUGGUCAGCAUUUCUCUGCUGGAGCAGAUAUAACAGAGUUUCCAAGGGUUGCUGAUGUCACUUCAAAACAAGGUGUAAGUUUAUUAACAGUAGGUGAUGUGAUAGAAUCUUGUAAUAAACCAGUGGUAUCUGCUAUACAUGGUGUAUGUUUUGGUGGUGGUUUAGAGAUAGCUUUAUUCAGUCAUUAUAGACUGGCUGUACAGUCAGCUAAGUUAGGCUUCCCAGAAGUUAGUUUAGGCAUAUUACCUGGUGCCAAUGGUACCCAGAGAUUACCCAGAGUAGUUGGCUUUGAAGUGGCCAUGGAUAUGAUAGUAUCUGGAAAACCAGUUUCAGCACCACAGGCUCUCCAGUAUGGAAUCUUAGAUAAGAUUGUUGAUGGAGAUUUAUUAACUGCAGCUGUUCAGUUUGCGAAAACCUUAAAUACAGUACCUCAUGAUAGAAGGUUAAAAAAUGUACCAGUUCCAAAUUCAGAAAAUGCAAACAAACAUUUUGAAGAGAAAUUGGCCAAAAUAAAACAGAAGCAAAGAGGAUAUAUAGCACCCAUAAAUUGUCUGAAAGCUGUCAAGGCAUCUGUUGACUUGCCAUAUUCAGAAGGAGUAACCAAAGAAUUCCAGCUCUUCAUGGAGUUGAUGUCAUCAGCACAAGCUAGAGGGCAGCAGUAUUCAUUCUUCUCUGAACGAGCUGCAACUAAGUGGUAUUUAAGUGCUAGUAAGAAUUAUAAAGUCAGUAAAGAUAUACCAGUGAAAACAGCAGGUGUUAUAGGAGCUGGUACUAUGGGAAGUGGUAUAGCUGUUUCUCUGCUAACAAGUGGUAUACCAGUUAUACUUGUAGAACAAGAUUCAAAGAAUUUAGAGAGAGGUAUCGAGUUAAUCAAGUCUAUUCUACAAGGUGGUGUCAAAUUGAAACGUAUGACACAAUCACAAAUGAAUCAAAUCUUACAAAUUUUACAACCAACAACUAAAAUAGAGGACUUACAAAGUGUUGAUUUGAUAAUUGAAGCUGUAUUUGAAAAUUUAAAGUUAAAACAAGAAUUAUUUUCCAAGUUAGAUAAGAUAUGUAAAAGAGACACAGUAUUAUGUUCUAAUACAUCUACUCUUGAUAUAGAUAAAAUAGCCAAAUCAACAAGUAGACCUGAGAAAGUGGUAGGAACCCAUUUCUUUGCUCCAGCUCAUAUCAUGCCAUUAUUAGAAAAUGUAUAUGGCAAUCACACGUCAGCUGAAACUAUAGCCACUGUUAUGAAAUUGAGCAAAAAGAUACGAAAGAUUCCAGUGUUAGUUAAGACAUGUCAUGGUUUUGUUGCUAAUAGAACUUUCUUCGAAUACAGCCAAGAGCUAAGAUUUGUCGUAGAAGAAGGGCUAUUACCCAAUGAAGUUGACGAUAUUUUAGAAGAUUUUGGUAUGCCCAUGGGAGUGUUUAAAGUCAAUGAUUUAUCAGGUAUUGAUGUUGGUUGGAGAAUAAGACAAGAACAAGCUAUAGCAAAUGGUUUCAAUUUAACAACUAAUACAAGAUAUAUAAAUGGUGAACGUUAUUGUGCUAUAGCUGAUAAAAUAUUCCAGGCUGGAAGAUAUGGAAGAAAAACAGGUAAAGGUUGGUAUCAAUAUGAUAAACCUGGUGGAAGAGUAGCUAUGGUUGAUCCAAACGUAAAUAAUAUUAUACUAAAUCAUUGUAAAGAACUUGGUUUAACCAGACGCAAGAUAUCUACUCAGGAAGUUAUAGAAAGAUGUAUGUUUGCUGCUAUAAAUGAAGGUUUUAGAUGUUUAGAAGAUGGAAUAGCCUCGAAACCGGAAGAGAUUGAUACUAUUUGGCUACAUGGUUUUGGUUUUCCCAGAUAUAGAGGAGGACCUAUGUUUUAUGCCAGUCAAGUUGGGUUACGUAAAGUUUAUGAGCGAAUAAAGUAUUAUCAGAAACAUUUCCCUGAAACUAGUCAUUGGAUAGCCAGUGAAAUGUUGCAGAGGAUAGCUGAGAGUGGUAGAAAUGUACCUAUUUCUGAGUGGACGAAGUUUAACCCUACCCCUACUUCGAGCAGACUAUAGUAAUGAAUUCCAAACCCAUAUUCACAUUGAUUCAAAUACUGAUCAAAACUAACUCAUUUUAGAAUAUGAGGCUGAAAUAAUAUUUUUUCUAUUAAAUAAUUGUAACUUGAAAUCUCCAUCAUUAUUUAAAUUUUAAGUGCUAUAAAUAUGUAUCAAAAUCGAUUCUAUUGUUCUAAAUUAUUUUUUAAAUUUUACAUAAAAUAAAUAUGUAUUCCAGAGCUCAAUGAAUAAUUUUAUUAAACAGAAGUUUUGAUUUCACUGUUUGACAGAAAGUACACAAGUUUCGUAUAUUAAAAAAUAAUAGGGGAAAUUCCACUACUUGAAGUAAAUUCAGUUAGGAUAAAAAGCUUACUACAGCAACAAUAUGACUUUAAAUUACUCUUUUUGAGUUAUUCAAUCAAAUUACCUUACCAAUACCCUUUUACCCUUCAAAACAUCUUUGAUCUCCAUUUUGUACUUGGUUGUUGAGUUAACUCGGUGUCAACAAGAUUAGUAAGAAGGUGAACAAGUUGUCUUAAUAAUACAUGGUUAAUAAUUUCAUUUCAAUAUUUAUUUAUUGAUUAUGUGAAGACAUUAUGUCAUGUUAAGUGAAUGAUAUAUAAAUGCGUAUUUACAUGAACACUUUAUAAAAUGAAAGUAUUUUUUUCUCUAUUCCGCAAUAGCUAACUACACAUCUCUCUCAUUAACAAGAUAUUGUGUACAAAAUCAUUUUCUAUUAAUACUUUGAUUUCAUUCAUAACCUCCCUCUUUUAGCAGCUGUGCAACAUCAAAAUAACUUCUCAUUGAACAUAUAUUCAAGUUUUUGUUGGAAAUGGAAGUCAUUCCAAAGUAGCAUCAGUUUUCCUGGAUAAAUGAAUUUUUUUUACAUUGUUGAGGCUGAAAAAUUUCAUUUCUCUUAAACAGUAAGCCACCAAAUAAAAAUGAAUCAACCUUUUAUAGAUGAAUAAGUUCUGAGUAUACAAAUCAUAAAAGAUUGACUAAAAAACAUGAAGUAUCAGCUUCCUGCUUCAAAAAUAUUAAGGGAAAUAACCCCUUUCUGUACUAAUCAGGUCGAAUCCAUACUUAAAAAAAAAUGAAUUUAAAUAUAAGCAGUGCCAUAUCAACAAUAUACAAGUCUGUAACAUCAACAAUAAGACAAUUUGGGAAUGUACCCAGGACUAAGUUCAAUAACUGAUUGCAUCCUCCAUUUAAAUGCCAUAUUCUUUCAAUUCCAAAAGCCCUUUACUGCCUCUUGUUAAUCAGAAUCUUCCUGUUUGAUUUUCUUUUUUUUCUUCUUCUUUUUCUCACUGGAUUCAACAU
Molecule: messenger RNA, 3574 nt
Organism: Lottia gigantea (owl limpet)
Lineage: Eukaryota; Metazoa; Mollusca; Gastropoda; Lottiidae
Exons: 18
Coding region: 89-2275 (728 amino acids)
Biological process (GO): fatty acid beta-oxidation
Cellular component (GO): peroxisome
Molecular function (GO): (3S)-3-hydroxyacyl-CoA dehydrogenase (NAD+) activity; NAD+ binding
Source: RefSeq, a predicted model, not a curated record